Molecule: messenger RNA, 679 nt
Organism: Acanthoscelides obtectus
Lineage: Eukaryota; Metazoa; Arthropoda; Insecta; Coleoptera; Chrysomelidae
Source: the annotation of a GenBank genome assembly
AUGGAGAGCUUGGCAGUUCAUGAGUACUACGUUGCUCUGAAGACAGUGGAAAUGAGACAGAUGGCUGUUGGUUACUUUCUGGAAAAGGAGGACUACUUGGAAAUCUUUGUAGCAGAUUUGCAAACUUAUCGUCGACGCGACCGUACACUUGCCGUAUGCAUUAACGUCUCUUCAGUAAUCAACAAUCGAAAGCUAGUACUAUCAAAUUCAGCAUCUGUACAUUUUCAGAAUAAUAAAAUAGAGGUUUGCGCAAGUUGUACUUUAGAAAUCAAUCGUCACAGUCUUUUUAUAUUAGAGACACAAUGAAGAAAGUGAGCGCCACAACUUCAGCCAAGAAGUUGUUCUUGUAUUCCGCCCAUGAGAACAAUCUUGCGGAGCUACUAAUAGCACUUGGAGUAUUUGAGUACCCCCACGUACCUACUUACGGAUCUUUUAUACUGCUGGAGGUACACAAUAUUAACGGAGUCCACGGAGUUAAGAUUUUCUAUGAAAAUUACAGCGGAUACGGCGUGAAGCUGUUGAAGAUGCCCAAUUGUGAUGAAUUUUGUCCACUGGACAAGUUCGUCCACUUGGUCACGGAUCUGAUACCCGAUAAGUCGUUAUGCGGAAUAUGAGCUGAUAUUCCCUAAUAAAGUUUUGUUCAGUAUUAUUUGCUAAUAAAAGCUUUAAAACCUGAUAA